Molecule: messenger RNA, 484 nt
Organism: Ilex paraguariensis (yerba mate)
Lineage: Eukaryota; Viridiplantae; Streptophyta; Magnoliopsida; Aquifoliales; Aquifoliaceae
Source: the annotation of a GenBank genome assembly
CUUAUUUUAGAUCAUCCACUACCUUGUAUACACAUAAAUCCACGAUAUCUGUCUAUUCUCUUUUGCUCCCAACCAGAAUAUCCAAACAAAGACCUCUUCCAAUCACCGAGACUCAAAAACAAAAGGCUAGCUAAAGAUUCUUUAUUUUGCUGGAUUCUGUUGAAAUCUAGGGUUUGUGGGUAUUUUGAAAGGCAAGGUAUUCGGGGACGAAAAAGCGAUCGGGAGAGAUAGUGAGAGAGAGAGAUCAAUGGCGCAAACUGAGCAGGGGAUAGAACCUGCCGUUCUGGAUGACAUUAUCAUUCGGCUUUUGGAAUUUCGACAAGCCAGGACUGUGCGACAGGUUCAGCUCUCCGAGGCUGAGAUCCGUUCACUCUGUGUUGCCUCUAGGGAAAUUUUCCUUCAACAGCCUAAUCUUUUGGAGCUCGAAGCCCCCAUCAAGAUCUGCGGGAUCCACUUGGGGAUGGGCUAUAUUGGGAUGGAGUAG